Molecule: messenger RNA, 1323 nt
Organism: Megalops cyprinoides (Indo-Pacific tarpon)
Lineage: Eukaryota; Metazoa; Chordata; Actinopteri; Elopiformes; Megalopidae
Gene: cpa6
Product: carboxypeptidase A6
Exons: 11
Coding region: 1-1320 (439 amino acids)
Biological process (GO): proteolysis
Molecular function (GO): metallocarboxypeptidase activity; zinc ion binding
Source: RefSeq, a predicted model, not a curated record
AUGGAAUUAGGUGCCAGAAACGUACUCAAUGUCGCUGUUAUUUUGGGAUGCGUGAUCAUCUCCAAUAACUUGCUACAUCCAGUCGGAGCCUACCUCUACAAUAAUCGCUAUGCUGGAGAUCAAGUUAUUCGAGUAACUCCUGUCAACAAUGGAGAAGUUGAAGAACUCAAGAGACUAUUUGGAAAUUUGAAGGUGGACCUCUGGCGGCCCAACAGUGCCGCCCUGAUCCGCGAGGGCAGCGACGUGGAUGUGCACGUGGGGCAGAACGGCACGCGACACCUCAAGGCCCACCUGCAGCACUCGCACAUCCGUCACAAGGUUCUCAUCUCCAAUCUCCAGUCUGAAAUUGAAAAACAAACUGGAUAUCGGUCUUCCAGAAAACGGCGAUCAGAAUUCCAGUACGACUACGAAGUGUACCACUCUUUGGAAGAGAUUCAGAGCUGGAUGUUUGAAAUGAACAGGACCCACCCACAUUUACUGGACAUGUUCUCCAUCGGCAGGUCAUUUGAAGGAAGGCCUCUCUACGUGCUUCAGCUAGGAAAGAGAACGCGCUCCUACAAGAAGGCCGUGUGGAUCGACUGCGGGGUCCACGCCCGAGAGUGGAUUGGACCAGCCUUCUGCCAGUGGUUUGUGAAAGAAGCCCUGCACUCUUAUCAGUAUGACUCUGUAAUGCGAAGACUAAUGAAUCAGCUCAACUUCUACAUAAUGCCAGUCUUCAAUGUUGAUGGCUACCAUUUCAGCUGGAAAACGGACCGUUUCUGGAGGAAAACACGCUCUAAAAAUCACAAAUAUCAGUGUCGAGGUGUCGAUGCCAACAGAAACUGGAAGGUGAAGUGGUGUGAUGAAGGGGCCUCUUCGCACCCCUGUGACGACACCUACUGUGGGCCUUUCCCAGAGUCUGAGCCCGAGGUGAAGGCCGUUGCCAAAUUCCUGCGGAAUCACAGGAAGCGCAUCAGGGCCUACAUUUCCAUCCACGCCUACGCCCAGAUGCUCCUCUACCCCUACUCGUACAAGUACGCCACUAUCCCCAACUUCAACUGCGUGGAAUCUGCUGCACAAAAUGCAGUUACUGCCCUUUACUCAGCUUAUGGGGUGAGGUACAGAUAUGGGCCUGCCUCUACCACACUCUACGUGAGUUCUGGGAGUUCCAUGGACUGGGCCUACAAAAACGGCAUCCCCUACACCUUCGCCUUCGAGCUGCGCGACACCGGCUACUACGGCUUCCUCCUGCCGGAGUCCCUGAUCAACCCCACCUGUACGGAGACCAUGCGGGCGGUGAAGACCAUCGCCGCAGGCCUGCUGAAGAAGUGCACCAAGUGAACC